AGAGUCAAGAUCCUGAUGCCAUCCUGUGGGUGGUUUCACCGUGACCUGAGUGGGCUGGAGGCUGAAGCUUUACUGAAGGGGCGAGGUGUCCAUGGGAGCUUUCUGGCCAGACCCAGUCGGAAGAACCAGGGGGAUUUUUCCCUUUCAGUCCGGGUCGGUGACCAGGUAACCCACAUCCGCAUCCAGAACACUGGGGACUUCUACGACCUGUAUGGAGGGGAGAAGUUUGCUACCUUGUCAGAACUGGUGGAGUACUACACACAGCAGCAGGGCUCACUGCAGGACAAAGAUGGGACCAUCAUCGACUUGAGAUAUCCACUCAACUGUUCUGACCCCACUACUGAAAGGUGGUACCAUGGGCAUCUCUCGGGCCCUGCAGCUGAGUCACUGCUCCAGGCCAAAGCCACCCCUUGGACUUUCUUGGUGCGGGAGAGCCUCAGCAAACCUGGGGAUUUUGUCUUAUCCAUCCUCACUGACCAGCUGAAACCUGGGUCUAAUGCCUCACCAGCUGGGGCAAGCAAUGCUGCUGGGGCCCUGCUCAAAGUCACACACAUCAAGAUCAUGUGUGAGAAUGAACGCUACACCGUGGGAGGUGCCGAAGUGUUUGACAGCUUGGCAGAGCUGGUGGAGCACUUCAAGAAGACUGGCAUUGAGGAGCUGUCAGGCUCCUUUGUCUACCUGAAGCAGCCCUACUAUGCCACCAGGGUAAACGCAGCUGACAUUGAGAACAGAGUGCAGGAACUCAACAAGAAGAGUCUAUCUGAAGAGACAUCCAAGGCUGGAUUCUGGGAGGAAUUUGAUAGUCUGCAGAAACAGGAAGCCAAGCAGCUCUUUGACCGCCACGAGGGUCAGAGACCUGAAAACAAGAGCAAGAACCGAUACAAAAACAUCUUGCCCUUUGAUCACUCCAGGGUCAUCCUCCAAGGAAGGGACCCAAGCAUACCUGGAUCUGACUACAUCAAUGCCAACUAUGUCAAGAACAACCUGAUCAGUCCAGAUGAAUGCACCAAGACCUACAUUGCUAGCCAGGGCUGCCUGGACAGCACAGUCAAUGACUUCUGGCAAAUGGUGUGGCAGGAGAACACGCGGGUUAUCGUGAUGACUACCCGGGAGGUGGAAAAGGGACGAAACAAGUGUGUGCCCUACUGGCCCGAGGUGGGCAGCACCAAGGAGUACGGCCCCUACCUGGUGGAGAACGCCGGGGAGCACAAUGCGCUGGAGUACAAACUGCGGCACCUCUGCGUGUGCCCCAGGGACAACGGCAAGGCUCUGCGUGACAUCUGGCACUACCAGUACCUGAGCUGGCCUGACCAUGGUGUACCCAGCGAGCCAGGAGGUGUGCUCAGCUUCCUUGACCAGAUCAACCAGAAGCAAGAGAGCAUCCCAGAUGCAGGGCCCAUCCUGGUGCAUUGCAGUGCUGGGAUUGGCCGCACAGGGACCAUCAUUGUCAUUGAUAUGAUAGUGGAAACCAUCUCCACCAAGGGGCUGGACUGUGACAUUGACAUCCAGAAGACUAUCCAGAUGGUGAGGGCCCAGCGCUCAGGGAUGGUGCAGACGGAGGCCCAGUACAAGUUCAUCUACAUGGCCAUCUGCCAGUUCAUAGAAACCACCAAGAAAAAGCUGGAGGUCAUCCAGGCUCAGAAGGGCAAGCCAGGGGAGUCUGAGUACGGGAACAUCACCUACCCCCCUGCGCGCAGCGGGCAGGCCAAGGCGUCGCACAAGCCCUCCAAGCAGAAAGAGGAGGCAAUGAUUUAUGAGAACCUGGGGAAGAAGGAGAAGGUGCAGAAGCAGCGCUCCUCGGAAAAGAAGCUGAAAGGGUCACUGAAGAAGAAAUAA
Indicator indicator is the source of this 1836-nucleotide messenger RNA. RefSeq names its product protein tyrosine phosphatase non-receptor type 6 (gene PTPN6). Gene Ontology annotation, molecular function: protein tyrosine phosphatase activity. The record is from RefSeq and is a predicted model, not a curated record. Gene Ontology annotation, biological process: protein dephosphorylation. The coding region runs from base 16 to 1836 and encodes 606 amino acids. The transcript is spliced from 15 exons. Lineage: Eukaryota; Metazoa; Chordata; Aves; Piciformes; Indicatoridae.